AUGGAUUCCAAGAAAACAAAAACAUCUGCAGAAGAACAGGAAAAGAAAGAAAAACAUACAGAACCAGCAAAGCCACCAAAGAAGGAACAUUCAGCUCCAAGUGAAAAAGAAGUAAAAGCAAAAAUUGAUCGAGCCAAGGAAGAGGCUGGAGCUGCCUCCACUAAAAAAGGUGUACCUGGAAAGAAGGAAGAGAAAACAACCAAAGCAGUGGAGCAAGAAAUUAGAAAAGAAAAAUCUGAGAAGACUUCUUCAGUUCUGAAAGAUAAAGAGCCUAUUAAGGGGAAAGAAGUGAAGUUGGCAGCUUCCCCAAAGGAAAAAGGCAAAGAAGUCAAGCCUAAGCUUCCACAGCCACAACUAAAAAAAGAAGGGAAGCCAGAAGAUUCUGAAGAUGUUCCAGCUCCAAAGAAAGCUGAAGAGUUUUACAGGAACCCACCUCCAAAGCCCAUCUAUGGAGACCAGUUAAGCACUUCUAACCUGGAGAAAGGGGCUCAAAUGAAUAGCUUCAAAUUAUCCGUCACUAGGAAAACACGUGGUGCACGUCACAACAGCAAAAGAAGUCCUAGUGUCAGAUUAGAAAAGGAAGGGACCCAGGAUACAGGCCUGCUGCUAUUAUUUCACGGCGAGGAUGAUCACUGA
This is a messenger RNA of Myotis brandtii (Brandt's bat), 636 nucleotides long. RefSeq names its product triadin-like. Gene Ontology annotation, molecular function: signaling receptor binding. The record is from RefSeq and is a predicted model, not a curated record. Gene Ontology annotation, cellular component: sarcoplasmic reticulum; membrane. NCBI's taxonomy places the organism in Eukaryota, Metazoa, Chordata, Mammalia, Chiroptera, Vespertilionidae. The transcript has 13 exons. Bases 1 to 636 code for a protein of 211 amino acids.